Trichobilharzia regenti is the source of this 690-nucleotide messenger RNA. Lineage: Eukaryota; Metazoa; Platyhelminthes; Trematoda; Strigeidida; Schistosomatidae. The record is from the annotation of a GenBank genome assembly.
AUGUCCCUGGCUAAUUCUCAAUAUGCAACAAUUAAAGAAAGAGAUGGUAUUAUCUACUUGUAUGUUAGAGAGCCUGAACGUAUCCCCUAUCCUGGUAAACAAUGGGAACGGAUUAAGCUACAUCGGAAUAAAGAACAGGCAUUGAAACAGAUUAAAGAGCAUAUGUUAUACUGGGAUAAGUGGCUAAUAAGUCGUGUAAAACAACGCUAUUUUCGUACAAGAGAUUAUCUUAAAAAUAUGCGACGUUUAGCUUUGUCAAGACAGAAAAAAUUAGAACCAAUUAAUCGUACAGUAGAGAAACGUGAAUUAAGAAGAGAAGCUAAAGCAUUACGUGUAGCGCGAAUUGAAAGAACUGUAGAACAAGAGCUACUCGAACGGUUACGUGCAUCUACUUCAUCUAAAGAAAUAUAUAAUAUUGAUCAGUCGGCAUUUGAAAAAGCUUUAGAAGCUGAAGAAAUACACGAUGAAGAAUCUGAAGACGAAGAAGAAUACGAAGAGAAUGAUGAAGAAGAGAUCGCCUACACUUCAGGGUCAGAUAUAGAAGAAGAUAUUGAAGAUAUUGCUGCUAUUGACGAAGACAGUGGUGAGGAAGAGGAGCGGGAGGAAGAGGCAGAACAUAAUCUUGUUUUGGCGAAUCCUACAAAGAAACGUAAAGUUACUAUUCAUUAUGAAAAAGAUGAAGAUGACUGA